Elgaria multicarinata webbii is the source of this 3674-nucleotide messenger RNA. RefSeq names its product septin 12 (gene SEPTIN12). Gene Ontology annotation, molecular function: GTPase activity; molecular adaptor activity; GTP binding. Gene Ontology annotation, biological process: intracellular protein localization; cytoskeleton-dependent cytokinesis. Gene Ontology annotation, cellular component: cell division site; septin ring; microtubule cytoskeleton. The transcript has 11 exons. The record is from RefSeq and is a predicted model, not a curated record. NCBI's taxonomy places the organism in Eukaryota, Metazoa, Chordata, Lepidosauria, Squamata, Anguidae. The coding region runs from base 51 to 2504 and encodes 817 amino acids.
GGGACUCAGCCGCCCACUCACGUCUCAAGACCCAGCCGCCUAAAGGCAAGAUGUCCCAGCUGUCUGUCAAAGAACAUCUGGACGGGAUUCUCUCCGACUUUGAAGCCCUAAAGAGGUCCUUCGAUAUGGAAGAUGCAGAAGAAGUACCGGCUUUUUCUCCUUCCUCCCCACCCAGAUCCCCCGUGAAUCCUGGCCCGCCUGGCAUCACCUUAGCCACUGGCAAUGGAGAAGGAAGAAGAGUAGGAGGCCUCAUCCUGCCCCCCUACCAAUCCCGCAUCAGCCUGAGCUCCAGCCCCAGCCCGGCUCACAGCCCUGUCCUCAAGACGAGGAUCGGGAGCAGCCUCUCUUUCAACCGAGGCACCGCCCACCUGCCCCGAGCCAACGGGACCAACCUCACUCGAGUCUCCUCCUUCCAGACUCGGCUGAACCCCAAUGGGUUCUCUUCCUCCUUGGGUCCAGGCAGUGACAACGAGAGCCUUCACAGUUCUUCUUCCAGCCUGGAGUGCCCGACACCCAUUAAAGAUGCUCCAAAUGCUGCUCGGCACUCUGAAACCCCUGGGAUCGGGGCCUCCCAGCUCCCCAGUCCUGUCUUGAAGAAGUUCUCUUCCCACGGGAACGUCUUCCAUGCUGAGAUGGACCGGCCCAUCCGGCAGGUCUCCAAGGCCACCGCAAAUCACAGCUCGCUGCCGUCACUGGACCUGCACAUUGCUGAAGACCUGGGACCCAACCCUCCUCUCUGCUCUACCCCAAGCAUUGACCCUGUCAACAUGCAGAGCUCCAGAAACCAGAAAUGCAUCUCUCCUCUACCCAAGAGCAGUCCGUUCAUGAGAAAGGAGCCCCCUGUUCCACCCUUGGAUGUAGGCCAGUUGGCAAAUGUGACCUCUGCUGCUCUCACCUCCAGACAGAUGGUGAAGUUGCAGAAAUUCCCCAUCAGCCUGGAGGGAUUGAUUGGGAAUUCUUCAGAGGACACCGUUCCAGCACCGAUGGCUGACUCAGUAGUCAAACCAUUGUCUAAAGCCCAAGUCCAGGUCAACCUGAGCUCCAGCCUCGGCCUGUCCCAGCAACCCCCAGAGAUAUCCAGAGAAGAUAAAUCUGUCAGUGGUGGCAGCGGCGUUUCCCUGUUACCUUCUACCAAAAGUCAUCCAGGUAAUGAGGGUUCAGCAUCUCCUCCUCAGGAUGCUCCUGACAGGUUUGGGUCACAGCUUCAGGUAGCACAAGCUGUUUCUCAGCCAUCCUUUCUUGGUCACCCGGCAACGGUGCCUUCACAAGGGUCCCCAGCCUCAGCCAGCCCAAGAGAAAGCAGCUGCGCCCCAACUGAGAAGAUCGGCUCCAUUAUCUCCGAAGAGUCCUCCAAGCUUCAGAUGCUGGUGCCAUCUUCUUGCCUGAGGGAAAUUCCCCUCGCAGGAGGAAACAGUCUUCUGGAUUUUCAAGGAAGGAAUUGGUCAAAGGAAGGGAGCUGCCCCGAGCCUCAGCGCCUGAGCAUGGAGGAGCAGCCGGCUCAAGAGCAGCUGUCCCGGGACGCCCCGUCCCUCAAGGCUGGGGACCGGGAGCUCUUCGGUUAUGUGGGGAUCGAAGCGGUGCUAGACCAGAUGCGGAUCAAGACGAUGAAAACGGGCUUUGAAUUCAACAUCCUGGUUGUAGGACAGAGCGGCCUUGGUAAGUCCACCAUGGUGAACACGCUCUUCAAAUCCAAGGUCAGCCGGAAAUCGUCAUGCCCCGGUUACGAGGAACGCAUUCCCAAGACAGUGCAGUUGCUCUCUGUCACCCACGUUGUGGAAGAGAAGGGAGUGAAGAUGAAGCUGACGGUGACGGACACACCAGGAUUUGGGGAUCAGAUUAACAAUCAAAACUGCUGGGAGCCCAUCAUGGAAUAUAUCAACGAGCAGUACGAGCGCUACUUGAGAGAGGAGAUCCUGAUCAACCGCAAACGGAAAAUCCCCGACACCCGAGUCCAUGCCUGCGUGUAUUUUGUGCCUCCCACCGGUCACUGGCUGCGCCCCUUGGACCUGGAGUUCAUGAGGCGUCUCAGCAAGAUCACCAACGUGGUGCCAGUGAUUGCCAAAGCGGACACCUUGACCCUAGAGGAACGGGCAGAGUUCAAGCAGAGGGUUCAGAAGGACUUGAAGGUCCAUGGAAUCCAUGUUUAUCCCCAGGUGGAUUUCGAUGAUGACCCAGAUGACAGACUUUUGAAUGACAAAAUCCGGGAGAAGAUCCCCUUUGCAGUGGUGGGAGCAGAUAAAGAGCACCAGGUGAAUGGGAAGAAAGUCUUGGGCCGCAAGACCAAGUGGGGAAUCAUUGAAGUGGAAAACCCCGCCCACUGCGAAUUUCCUUUGCUGCGGGAUCUCCUAAUCCGGUCCCACCUCCAGGAUCUCAAAGACAUCACCCACAACGUGCAUUACGAGCAGUACCGCGUGCAGCGCCUCAACGAGAGCAACCUGAUGACCAAGGGGGGCGAGCGACUGGCGCCGAGCUCCAUCAACGGAGAGCCGGAAAGUCACCUUUGAACUGCUGGGACAACAUGGCCUUUCCUGUCCCUCCCCAGCCUCGGCACACACACACCCUGCUCCCCAUCGCUUCUGUGGACUGAUUUCCCCUUUUCUCUCCCAGGAUCAGCCUCAGCAGAGUUCCUGAAAGACAUUUCCUCUCCCCCCCCCAUCUCCUGCCCCCCAUCCCAAUCUCCUCCGAGCAUAAGUAGCAUCUCUGACUUGGAAAUUUCCAACCUGGUCGCUUCCCUGCAUCUGUCUUCCUUACAAUUUCUCUUCUCCGAGAAGAGGAACUUUUGAGAGGAGGGGACCAUUUCCCCCCCCCACGCCCCUGGGUGUUGCUGUCCUACCCCUGUUCUCUGCUUCUAAGCCAAGGACUGCAUUUCGCCCCAAGUAGACCUCUUGGGGGUCUUCCCAGAAUUAGGAAGUGAGCCCUGUGCUUGGCCUGACAGUGCCCCGCUCAAUGCACACCAGUGUGUCAGUGAGUCCCACCAGCCUGCCAGUUUCCUCCCUUAACCCACGCCCACAUUUAUUUGAUUUUUGUCUUCCCUCUGUCCAAGCGCUGGCGGUGCUAGGGACUUCCCUCUUCAUGAUUAUUGUUUAUGGGGCAGGGAGGACAAUGGCAGGUACCAGAGGGCCACCCAAGGGCUGUGUUGCAUGAAAAGGUUAACCCCCCCACCCCCCAGUCUCUGUGCGUGAGCCCGGUUCCUGUCUCUGACUCUCCCAGGCUGGGCUUGUAGCAGCUGUAACAGUCACGAACAGCAGCAAAGAUCGUCUAACCGGCAAGGCAGCUGACCUCCAGCUCGUAGGGCCCGCGCUCGGCCAUUUCUAAAUACUGGGGGCGGAAGGCAGGCAGGCUUUGAACACUUCUGCACAAGGCACCGCCAACCCGGAAGGGCCUGUCCCAUUAAAGUGACCUCCCCGCUCUGCCCAGAGCACAACUUCCCUCUGUACCUUUUGCCCCAGAGGGAAGCAGGGCCUGGGAUUUUAGAGGAAACAUCGCCCAGAUUCUCCCUUGUUGACACAGAAGCCGGCAGUACAGGGAAACACUCCAUCUCCUGGAAACCGUCCUUCUGCCCGUCCUCAGACUCCUGUCCUGUUACAAUUACACUUCUGGGCGCAAAAGAGAGAGGAAAAAGCUCCAGGGUGAUUUGUGAGUCUCCAGUAAGCACAUUAAAGAGCAACUUAGAA